Molecule: messenger RNA, 1170 nt
Organism: Drosophila miranda
Lineage: Eukaryota; Metazoa; Arthropoda; Insecta; Diptera; Drosophilidae
Product: mitochondrial carrier homolog 2-like
Exons: 1
Coding region: 1-1170 (389 amino acids)
Source: RefSeq, a predicted model, not a curated record
AUGUCUGGAAAUCGCCCUGAAUUCCGGAUCGAGGGGGAAGACUAUUUUGUGCUCCUGGAUAUCGAAGACGACUUGGUUUUGGCCGUGAUCCCUUUGCGGAACAACGGUGCUGGCGAUGGGAGCUACGUAGAGGAUGGCCUUCACUUAUGGGAUCCUGAGCAGGGCCUUCAUCGCCUGGUUGCCGGUCGCUUCGACAUUAAUGAAAUUCUGGACAUGGUGGCCCUUAAUGGGCCGGACCACAUUGAGCCUGGAGAGGGCCCGCUGCAGAAUAACAACAGGAUAAUCGAACAGGAUGGACUCAAUGACCUUUUGGAAUUUUUCUGCACGGAGGUACUUUGGACUACGCUGAUGCACCCGUUCCAUCAUGCCGGUGUAUUGAUGCAACUGGGCUUUGAACCUUUUCCUGGUGAGAUUGUCCGGCUGGGAUUGCUCGGAUCGCGCAGUCUUCUUCCUGGGGCGCAACACCUCAUUGGGUACAUCCAUCAGAGCGAUGGAUUCUUCGCCCUCUUUCGGGGUCUCAAGGCGAGCAUCGCGGGAAAUUUUACUUCCUACCUGAUGGAGGCAGCUAUGGCGGCGAUGGGUCUGGAAACUCGCAAACUCACCCAUACGACUGGGACUUCUGUGAAGGAUGUCUCAUGGAACUUGCUAGUCAGAAGCAUCCGAUUGACCUUGAAUCUGGUCGUCACGCAGCCGUUUACUGUAGUCUUGACUCGCCAGAUCGCCCAGUUUAUAGGUUGCGAAAACGUCUACAAAACUAUGGGCCAAACCAUCUUCAAGAUAUUCACCGAAGAAGGCGUGGCCGGUUUCUACGCCGGCUUUGUGCCCCGCCUGCUGCGCAAUAUAGGCAUCAUGGCAGUCACCACUGUCGCGACGGCUCUCUUCUUCCACUAUGGGCCGCAACACAGCACCAUUCAGGUACUCAGCGAGGUAAUAGUCAAUAUUUCGUCCUCGUACGCUCUGCACCCGUUGUCAGUGGUGGGCACCUGUAUGGAUGUUCAAGGGUCCCCCUUGGCUGCUGCAAUGCCGUCUCAAAUGCCGCACUAUGAACACUGGACUAAGUGCUUCUAUGAUAUACAUCAAGGUAGUGGAUUCUACCACCGUGGGGGCGUUCUUUUCUGGCGUACGGUGCCUGUCAAGGGGCUGCAUGACUUGAUCGGACGCCCGAAAUAA